UUGACUGUAGACAGUGUACUGAGUGUAGUGUCAGACAGCAAAUACCAUUACUAUCUGGAAGAAGUAAAAACAGAAAUCAUCACAGAAACCUUCCCUCCAUGUAGGGUCUUGUUAGCUUUGUCAUCAGUACAUACAUAUGUAAAAUAGAUCUACUAUACAUAUUUUAGUGAUUUAUGUCAAUGAAACCAUGCACAUUUUCAGAGCUGUUGUGAUUCUGUGGAUUUCGGGUGUUCUGGGUGUUUGUUCUUCAAAUGGAACCAAAUGUGCUAUCACAAAAAAUCCACAGGUGAAAUAUUCUCAUGGUGAAACUUCAGGUGAAGAAGUUCGAACUGUAACUGGUUACGAAGAUGGAAUUGAAAUUCAACAUUGUCCAAAAGGUACCUGCUAUACUGUAUGGCAAGGUGACUUUAACACAACAAGCAAUGAUGUAGUUCUUUUACAAGGCUGCUGGGAGAAUGCUGGAAGCAGGGACUGUGACUCACCUGAAUGUGUGUCUAAAAAAAAACCCACCAAGCCUACUAACAAUACCAAGUUUUGUUGUUGUACUGGAUACUUAUGUAAUUUUAAUUUUACUCAUGACUAUGACCCUAGUUCUGAAGAAUCUGAAUUGGCUUCACCUGUUCCACAAUUCAUAAAAGAACCAGCAUCAAAAGCAGAAUCCGUUAUCAUAGCCUUGGCCUCUUUCUGUUCUUUGUGUGUGAUUACUGUUGCUGGUAUUUUAAUUUUUCGAAAGUGGCCUUCUUCCACGAAGAUAAGUAACGAUUCUGUCAAUAUGGUGGAAGGCCCUUCAUCCCUAAAUUCAACUUUUGAUCUGGAUAGUCUAAAGAUACAAGAAAAUAUUGGCAUGGGGCGUUAUGGAUCAGUUGCUCGAGGAACAUUGAAUGGUUUUUCUGUUGCAAUUAAGACCUUUGCCUUUGAAAAUAAGCAGUAUUUUCAAAACGAACGUGAUAUUUACAGCCUACCACUGAUGGAUUAUCCUUGUCUUCCAAAAUAUUUUGGGUCAGAAGAGAGGAUUGGUGAAGAUAGUCAAAUAGAAUAUCUACUUGUGAUUUCAUAUGCUCCUAAUGGCUGCUUGCAAGACUAUUUGCGUAACCACACAGUUGAUUGGCCAACCCUUUGUAAGAUGAUGCAGACAAUUACUCAAGGACUUGCUUAUCUUCAUUCUGAUAUUUGCAAAGGAGAUCUGGUAAAACCAUGUAUUGCCCACAGAGACUUGACAUCUCGGAACAUUUUAGUAAAUGAUGAUCUUUCUUGCAUUAUAUGUGACUUUGGAUUUGCCAUUCAGAUUGCUGGGCCCAAAUGCACUCAGAAUGGUGAACAACAAGACAUGGAUUCAUUGUGUCUUACAGAUGUUGGAACCCUGCGAUAUAUGGCCCCAGAAGCCCUUGAAGGAGCUGUGAAUUUAAGGGAUUGUGAGUCCUCUCUGAAACAAGUUGAUAUGUAUGCAUUAGGCUUAAUCCUGUGGGAAAUUGCUACUCGUUGUUCUGACUUGUAUCAAGGAUUGGAGGUCCCAGAAUACAAGCUACCCUUUGAAGCUGAACUGGGCAAACAUCCAACUGUAGAUCAAAUGCAAGUUCUUGUAGCACGUCACAAAGCUCACCCUCUCUUCCCAGAGAUCUGGAAGGAUUCAAAUCCUGCUGUUCGUGCUUUGAAAGAAACCAUUGAAGAUUGCUGGGACCAAGAUGCUGAGGCCAGGUUAACAGCACUUUGUGUAGAGGAGAGACUUGCUGAAAUUCCUGUCCUAUGGGAGAGAUAUAAGGCUGGUCUGAAUAUCUAUGGAGUGAGUCCAACUGUGAACCAAACUGGCUCUUCUCAGGAUAAUGGCCCCAUAAUUAAUUCUUCAUCUGGAAGUCAACGCACAGCCAGUACAAUGCUCAGUACAACAGCUACAGAUAGCUCUCGGGGCAACAGGAUUAGUCAAGGUCAUGCUAGCAACACUUCAGAAAAUACACUUGAAACCAUUUUGACAGUAUCGCCUUCAGAAUCCUCUGCUCCACCUGUCACUGGGGGAGAAAAGAACAACAUUGCAAACCUUGGUGGGUUAUUUUACCCAAAAGUUAUUGGUCCGUUGCAACCUCAUCAGGGUCGCAAUCCAUGCAUGGAGCGAAAUCUUAUGGUGGAAUCAUUUGAAGAGGUUUCUGUAGAAGGAAACCAGCUAAUGGACAAAGGAUCCAAGUAUCACAAAUCACCUCUAAAUCAUACAGGUGAGGAUAUUUUUGAUAAUCUGAAUUUAUCAGAAAACCUAGAAAGUAAUGCCUUGGUUUCAAGUGAUGUCCUUGGGCACAAUUCCAACCCUAUUCCUUAUCUGCAGAAUGCUGUUCGACCUUAUGGGGUGAUGCCCAAACAGCCCAACAUGCCUGGAAAUGGACAUAACACGAUUCCUGCAAGUUCCAAUGAGAAAAAGGUUGGCAAGAAACCUUUCACCUUUUUUCAGUGGAAAGAGAGUAACCAUGGCUUUAUUUUUGGGAUAAAAAAUUUUUUUAGCCGAAAUUCAAGUGAUAAGAAAAAAGUUGCACUUCAGGAAAAGCAGCAGACUCAUAAUCAUGAAAAUGGAACAAAGAUUAAUAUUGGGGAUUCAUUUAAUUUUAACUCUCUCAAAAACGUUCAGGCUGCUCCUAAGGAUACUAUAGUUUGUAUUAUGGAUCAUAGAGGGAAAAGUGAUCCUUAUCAAACUGUAGUGCGUACUAUAGAGAAGAAUAUGAACCUAGCAAAGGCAAAGAACUAUGUAUCUAGUGAUCAGAGAUUUGACAGUGACACUUCACUAUCUGGAGAUGCUUUAGAGACAGAGGGUCAAAGCCAGAGGCGACCUAGCACAUUGCCACUUGAGAGUCAAGCUCCACCAGAAAGUAGCUGUGAGAUGAGUGCACAUUUUGAAGAAUUAGACCAUUAUACAGAUGAAUGUGUUGAUGCAAAGCAUAAAACUGAGAAAAUUGUAAAACGUGUCAAAACACCUUUUCAAAUGAAGGUUGGUCGGUUUUCACUGUAUAAUGAUCGCAUUAUGAGUUGUAAGGAAGAACAAAGUGAAGAGUUUGUUUCAGAACACAAAGCAGGUGAUUCUUCAAAGUCUUCAUUGUCCAUGCCUCAUGGCAUCAAUCGAUACUGUUUAUCGGAAACUGUCCCGUUGCUCCAAGAAACGAAGGAAAAGUCAGGUUGCACUUUGGAUGACCGUCAUUCCAGCGAAGAACAAAAGCUGGCAGAAACUUGUGAUAUUACCAAAUUAUAGGUUUUUUUUGUGCAUAUGUGUGUGUUUAUCUAUACAUGUGUAUACACGUCUUAUUUUAAAGAAGUUGAGUUAAAACUGAAUAAAAAUCAACACUUAUUUGAAACUUUGACACACAGAUUUCUAUGCUAGUUUGGGCAAUUUCUGUGCCAUCCUUGGUUAGACAAUGUCUUGCAAAGAGAGAGAAAUUUGCUCAAGUAUACAACUUAUGUGGCAAAAAUUUCAUCACCUAAGUUGCAUGCUGAAAUGAACCUCUUAUUUGCUGUGAGAAACUAUCUGACUGAUGACAGCAUGUGAAAGUUUUGAAACUAGUAUUGGGGUCUUUGUGUCAAAGCUCCAAAAAUGUAUGGAUUUUAGUUUAGUUUUGACUAAUAUAUAUAUACGGUAUUGUGUACUCAUUUACAAUGAGUUGUCAAUUAUAUGUUAAGCCUAUAGGGGAUCAAACUUGGCUUGCUAAUAUGGUAGGGCCAAUACCGAGUGCCAAUUAGGCUAACAUAUACCUAAUAACUGUUUGUUAUCUAUAUAUCUUAGCCUUUGCCAAUUUUAUUUGUUUUGUUUCUAGUAGCACAGAACAUUUUCAGGAACCUCGGCCUACCAUAGUUGUUUAACCCGAAAGUUUUGUCUUGUAAGACGACGUAGCAAGAAUACUGAUUUUAAGUCCAGGUAACAGUUAGUUAGCCUAACCUGCUUAAUAGUUGCUUGUCAUCAUGAUGAUCCAAGUUUAAACUCCAGUAGGCCUAGCAUAUUCUUUAAAGGAAAACGUGUAUAAAUGUACAUACACGUACAUAAAUACACAACUUUAAAAUUUGGAAUCCAUCUUGAAUACUAUGAAUUCUUAAGAUUAGACAUUAUUUUUUUCAAAUUUUUCUCUUUGGUUAGAAUUCAUUUGCAUGAGUAUUGAAAUUUAGAGAUUUAAAAAAUAAUGUCCAUUUUGUUAUCUGUAACAAAUGUACAAUUUGUACUAGCCUUUGUCAGUUUUAAUCGUUUUGCUUGUAGCAAAAGGAAUUUUUAGGAGUAAUAUGUACUGUAGCUGCUUUGUGUGAAAGUUUGUGUUGUGAGAUAAGCGAGUGAGAAUGCUGCUUUUAAGUGAGUAUAAUGAAUAAUGGAUGGAUUGUUAAUAGAUUACCAUCAUUAAAAAAUAAAUUAUGGCUUAUUAACUUUUUGGGGGUUUAAGUGCAUUCCAGUUAAUGACAUAACUAGCAUCUUAGUUCAUUACUGGUAAUGUUGCAGUCAUUUGAUGACAUGUGCUUGUUUUGGUGAUCUCAUCUUUAAUGUCAGUGUUAUAUAUAUACGUGUCUGUCCAAAGUUAAAACUUCUUGCAGAUCUUAAAAUUAUGUAAUAUACAUAAAACAGUGGAGUCUCGCUUAUUGAAAAUUUAUCUAUUUUACAAAUUAUUUUUCUCUUCUAUAAGUGUGUGUGUAUGUUAGUGCUAAUAUUUCAAUCUGCCAGAAACAAUCAAUUCUUAAUUUAUGUACAUUGAGUAAUAUUUUGUUUAAUGAAGGUUAAGGUUUUUGUUUCUCAAAAUUUGUAGCUAUUUUCUUCAGAAAGUGUGGUGGUUAAUAUUACAGUAUCCACUAGUUCCUGUAGCGUAUAUUGAGUGCUGGGCCAGAAACCGUAAGAAUAAUGUUUGACAAGGAUUAAACAUGUUCUUUAGUGUGCAUGUUUUCUUCAAAUAACCUUAAAUAUUAUAUGUUCACUUAUCAGAUACUUGUCCUUGAAUACUUUAAAAUUAAUUGUUUAACAAAAGCUGUAAUUCAAGCUAUGGUGUUGAAUAUUAUUUAUUUCUUUUCUAAAAGAUAAAGGUAUAUGAAAGAAAUGUUUUCAAGAAGAAAAACAUUGGCAACCGAAAAAAUUUGUAUUGAUUUUUUAUGUUUAAUCAAAUUUUCAUUUGUACAUCUAUCAAAAUUAAUCAUCUUCAAGCAUUUAAGUGGUGCUUUUCUAACCCUGCACAAUUGGUAAUAAAAUGUUGCAGUUUCUAGCCAACUUGAUAAGUGUAGAAUGUAAUACUGAUGGAGAGCAAUAUAGUGGCUUUUAUCAAUGGAGGAACUUAUUUUGGAAAUGAUUUUAUAUAGUGCUAUUAAUCUAAAAUAAUAGUUCAUUAUAUAUAUAUAUUUCAUACUCCUUUUUAAUAAUCAAAUACAAAAUAUUUGUAAAAAUAUUGAGUUUCUUUUGUUCACUAUUAACCACUAUUUCUGGAAAGCAAUUUUGAAGAGAAUGUACUAACUUGGAUGGAGUAGAUGGAGAGCUGUAAUAUGAACUUUAUAUGAUUGCUCCUUGGUCCAGUAAAUGUACAGCAUUAGUUUCUAUAUGUAGAUUAAUAGAGCCUGGUAAUUUGUAUUCAGGUUUGGAUUUUCAAUAAGCUAGACUCCAGUUGCUCUUAGCUACUUUUCAAGCUAUGUUUGUGCAAUCUUGUAAUUAAUUUUCUGUUUUGCAUUUGUACAUUUGAUUGCAUCCGACUAUGGAAUAGUCGGUUGAUUGUUGGGUUCUUUCAUUCCUGAAAGUAUUAAGCUUGAUUUUAGCUUUUUGAUGUAUUAAAUGUUAUGUUUUUGUUAUUUCUGUUUUUACAUAAAAAGUAAAAAAACAAAAAGAUUAGUAAUUUUUAGUGAAUACUAAAAGUGACCAUCUGAAGCUGGCAUGACAAAUACCAUUCACCAUCAUGGGUUUAAUUCUUUUUUAGCUUUCAUAGUACAGUAUGUUUUUACCUUAUGUUACUUUCUUGAGGAAGCUUUGUACCAUUAAUAACGUUGAGAAACAUUAUUUUUUAAACUACUAACUUUUUUAUUUAUUUACUCAUUCGAGUAAGCAAGCUUACUGUGUUGUUUUGGGCAUACUCAUUUUUCAAUUUAUUUUGAAAAAAACCUACGAUGUAUAUAUCCAUACAUAGCUAUUGUUUCAGUUCUUAAAACCAGAAAUGACAGGAUUUCAUGCAGUGAUACAUGUACUCGUGUGAAGACUACCAAGAAACUAGUUUGAGUAGUAGAGAAGGGGAGGAAUAAUAUAAAGAAAUUUUUUAUUUUCCAUUUCUUGUAACCAAAUUUCUUAAUUAAUGCAACCCAUUGUUUGAUCUUGCUAGUGUUGUAAUUAAUAUCCAUACAUAGCUAUUGUUUCAGUUCUUAAAACCAGAAAUGACAGGAUUUCAUGCAGUGAUGCAUGUACUCGUGUAAAGACUACCAAGAAACUAGUUUGAGUAGUAGAGAAGGGGAGGAAUAAUAUAAAGAAAUUUUUUAUUUUCCAUUUCUUGUAACCAAAUGUUUGAUCUUGCUAGUGUUGUAAUUAAUUUUUACUUGGGUUGUGCUUACCAAAUAAUUUCGAAAACUGAAGACUGUCUGUAAAUGUGCAAGGAUGUUUAAUUUUUAUUUCAUAAAUCUCAAAACCCCAUAAGGUAGAUUGACAUUAAACUUGAGAACUUGUUAAAAUUGAUACUCAUCAAGAUUUGUGUAGGGAUGUACUUGUAUUUAUUUCUUCUUCUAUUAUGUUUUCAAGGCCUUCAUUUAUUGGGUAGAUUUUUCUGAAACUUUGGCAACAUGUUCCUUUCAAUAGUCUUUAACAUAUUUGUUUUUUGUUGAAAACAAAAAGUAAUUACAAACGAAGAACUUUCACCAGGUGUUUGAAUUGCUAAAUGUGUAUGGUUUUACUAGACUUAAUUACCAUGUUUUUAUAAGUAACCUCAAAUUACAGCUUUAUUCAUUCAGUACAUUAUGGUGUUUAAGUAAGACGUACAGAAAUCAAUAAAACUGUAAUAAACAAUUUACAUGUAAAAGAAAGUAUUGUGUUCCCAAACCUUUUCUGUGACUAUCUUGUAUAAACAGGAACAGAAUUGGGGGAAGAAUAAAGAUAAAUGGUUUUAUUUGUAUAAAAAACUCAGUAAUUUCAAACUGUUUAUUUGGUAAUAAAAAUUUUUACUAAACCUUUAUUUAGAAAAAAAGAAAAGAGAAAGAGACUGGUUUAUCUCAAACAGAGCUAGUACAGUAAAAGUACCUGUAAAACAUCAAGUGUCUGUUGAACUUGUAUGUCUGAUCAUUGAUUAUAUACAUACAUUUUUCUUUUUGCUGUUUGUGUUCAGUUACAUGCUACAUUAUAAGAUUUAUAUUUUUAUUGAGCAGCUGGUAAAUAUGUUUGUAAAUAGGCAGUCCACAAAGUUUAUUAGUUUGUGGACUGUCAAUCAUAAUAGUUACAGGUAAGCUAAAAUGGUUUAUCUAAUUUAAUUAUCUAAAAAAAAUUAAAUCUUAAUUAAACACAGAUGACUGUACAGACCAGAAUUUUUCUUUCACUAUAAUAGUAAGGCAUUAAGAAAAAGGAAUUGUUGAAGAAUUUAAAACAGUAUAAGGUCAUGUCAAAGGUCAUGUCAUUACCAUGAAUGUUCGUGUAAGUCAUUUGCAAGAUGUCUUAGUGCAGACUUCAGCUAAUGAGAAAGUUCACAAGUAAGGUAAUAUACUGAUUACAAUCUUUUAAAAUAUUUUACGUCCUGAAGUGAAGUAUGAGCCAAAAUAACUCAAACUGUUGUUUUAUCAGCAUAAUUGAUGGUUGUCAUUUUUUGUGUAUUAGUAGUACACAUCCAGUAGUUCCUGACUAGCUAUUUAAACUACCGGUUUCUCUUAUAUAGUUUUCUAUUUAUUGUUUUUCUAACUUUAUUUUUGAGUCUUAAAUCAAAAAGUAACUGUACUAUGAACAAGUUUUCUUUAAAUACAGUAUCUAUUACAUUUAUUUUUCUGGAAUAUGGUUUUUAUGAUUUUUGAGGUCUGAAAAAUGUUGCAAGAUUUAGAAUCAGUGAAGUGACUGAAGAAAAUAAUUUUGAUUUAAAAUGAUUGUAUGUUUUUAAAAGCAUCUUUCACAACUACUUGUUAAUGUUUUAGUUGGCAACUAAACAACUUGGUAUGCUAUGUCCAUUAUUUUCUGUAAAAAACUUACAUGUAUGUUGUUUAUAUUAAAAAAAGAUGUAGGUGUUGGUGUCUUAGUUUAGUAACUAAGGCUAGAUAUGAUAUUGACCUUUUUAUAACUUUGUUUUAAUGUAGCUUGUAAAUAUUUUGUUAUUGAAUAAGUUUGAGGCUAGCUUUUGCAGAUAUGCUUUUCUGACUUGCUAGAUCUUUUGUAGGUUUUUUCAAGAGCAUCUAGUCUCUGAAAUUGAAACAUGUCAAUGGGUGUAAAAACAACUGUGUAAAGACAAAAAGAAAAGGUUGACACACUAAUCAGCACAGUUUUUUCUUUGGUUUCAUUGGAAUAUUUUGGACACAUUAUGCUAUGUAGAAAAUGAUCAUAAACUCCAGAAUAUUUAUUUAUAUUUUGCACAACGUUUCGCUUGUACAACUGCUUCAGGAGAAAGGUAACUAGGUUAAGUAGAAGGUUGAUUGUAAGGAUGUUGUUCAGUGAAAAGUUGAGCAAACUUUAAAUAAAUAAAAAUUGUUCUGGAGUUAAUGGUUAUUUACGGUAUAGUACAGUACCUCGAGCUAUAGUACAUUGUGUGAGAAGUUGAAAACCUCUCUUAAUAACAUUUUUGUUAUACAAACACUUGAUGAAAUUAUUCAAAACAUUUUCCAUGUACAUGUACAAAGUGAUACUUAUGGUCACGUGAAUUUUAAGUUCUAAAUGCCCCCCCCCCUCUCCUGUGGCUCAAUGGUUAGCCCGAGGACUUGCAACGCUAAAAUUCUGGUUUUGAUACACGCAAUGGACAGAGCAGAAUGUCCAUUGUGUAGAUUUGCGCUUAACAACAAACGGGCAAAGGUCCUAAGUACCACGUUUUGUUUUGUACACCCACCUUAAUAAUAAAAUAUUGCUCACAAUAAAACUGUGUUUUAAAUAUACCAACUUUCUCGUUCGAGCUUCGUAAUUUUAUUAUCGAAUAAAAGGGAAUUCGGUUACGUACAUGUGUAUUCUAUUGUUUGCUUCCAAAGUAUUGUCAGAACAUGAGUUGUUUUCUGAUUUCAUUUCAAACAUGUAAACAUUUAAUUAUCAUUCAUAUGAUGGUAUCCUAUAUAUAUAUACAAGGUUUCAUCAGCUUACAAGCUGGAUUUUAAAACAUUUGGUUCUAAGGUAGGUAAUAUUCAGGCCUUUAUUGGUAAUCAUGCCUCUUAUAGAAACAUGAUUUCCUAUAAUACUAAGACAAGUUUCAUGCGGUUUGAACACGUGUUUACCCGACUCAGCCAUGAUCUGUCAGUGUAUAUGACAUGUGCUGUUUGAAAUUUCAUUGUAAACGUCAGUUUGUGCUUGUAAAAAGAUUGUCAAUGUGUAUAAGAGUUAACACUAAUGGACUUGUUAUACUGUAUAUAUUUUUAACGCCCUGUAAGAAAUUCUUCGGACCGAGUCCUGCCUCAAGGUACCAAGUGCAAUUCUAAACAAGUGCUUAUAUGUGAGUGGAAGAAAAUGUAGAGCUGGUGCUGAAUUGAUUGUUCAUUUAUUGUUUUUUUUUAAUUUGUUUCUUUUAGAAUCCCUUCAAAUAGUUGUUUACUUCUCCAGAUAUUACUAUAUUAUUCAAUAUAUUUCUUCAUCUCAUUAAAGCUAUGAAGGAAAGAGGAAUGUUGAAUUUAUUAAUACUUUGUGUUAUGUGUGAAAUAAAAUAAAAAUAUAUAUCUACAAUAUUACAGUUUAAAUUUACAGACUAUAUUGUGUAAAGUAAACCUUAACUGGGGAUCGUAGCUAAGCAUUUUGUAAGGAAUCCCACCGAUAAGGUGUGUUAAAGUAGAAUCUUAAUUACACCAAAGCCUAACGAAUCAUUGAGAUACACAAGCUGGGGAAAGUAGUUAAUCAUUUUGAAAGGAAUCCAACUAAUAGGAUGUUUUAAAGCUUAAUGAAUCAUUAAGAUACACAAACGUUGGUCAAAGAUGAGAAGCGGGAUAUGUGAAAUGCUUCUACACGUGUUUAUCAUGGAACCAUACUUUCCUUUGCAAUCAGUUUCAUUAUGAUUGUAGCUUAUUUGGUCUCGUGCUUUUUUUUUUUUUGCUUUUUUUUUCUAUAUGUAAGUGAAGCAAAGGAAUCUACUGUUUCUUGGUUGUAAUUCUUAGAAAAACGUCAGUGUAUAGAAGUUUUAAAUAUAUAAUUUACCUGCCAUAUUCCUUACAGUUGUGUAUGAGAAACAGCAAGUUAAAAUAAACUUCCCUCGGUGGUCAA
This is a messenger RNA of Limulus polyphemus (Atlantic horseshoe crab), 10321 nucleotides long. RefSeq names its product bone morphogenetic protein receptor type-2-like (gene wit). Lineage: Eukaryota; Metazoa; Arthropoda; Merostomata; Xiphosura; Limulidae. The record is from RefSeq and is a predicted model, not a curated record. The transcript has 11 exons. Gene Ontology annotation, molecular function: ATP binding; transforming growth factor beta receptor activity. Gene Ontology annotation, biological process: protein phosphorylation; cellular response to growth factor stimulus; BMP signaling pathway. Bases 188 to 3223 code for a protein of 1011 amino acids. Gene Ontology annotation, cellular component: signaling receptor complex; plasma membrane.